Volvox carteri f. nagariensis is the source of this 639-nucleotide messenger RNA. RefSeq lists its product as uncharacterized. The transcript has 3 exons. The record is from RefSeq and is a predicted model, not a curated record. The annotation marks the transcript as partial. Lineage: Eukaryota; Viridiplantae; Chlorophyta; Chlorophyceae; Chlamydomonadales; Volvocaceae.
GUAGCACCCACCCACCCACCUACCCACCCACCUUCCCGCCGCCCAUCUCCGCGUCCAUCUCGCCGGUGUCCCUCCCCGCUGCGGCCUCGGCCGCCCCGUUGGCGCCCGCUCGCGCCCUCUCCUGAGGCCGGGCCUCGUCAGCCCGGGUGUGACCCGGGUGACUCUACCCCGGCCGCCCCCUACCUCCUACCUCCAGGGUGUGACCCGGGUGACUCUACCCCGGCCGCCCCCUACCUCCUACCUCCAGGGUGUGACCCGGGUGACUCUACCCCGGCCGCCCCCUACCUCCUACCUCCAGGGUGUGACCCGGGUGACUCUACCCCGGCCGCCCCCUACCUCCUACCUCCAGGGUGUGACCCGGGUGACUCUACCCCGGCCGCCCCCUACCUCCUACCUCCAGGGUGUGACCCGGGUGACUCUACCCCGGCCGCCCCCUACCUCCUACCUCCAGGGUGUGACCCGGGUGACUCUACCCCGGCCGCCCCCUACCUCCUACCUCCAGUCGCCCACCCGCCGAUGCCGACGGCGCCACGGGGUUCCUCGCCGCGACAUCCCCUUCCCGGCCUCCGUCGGACCCCCUGGAGCUCUUUCCCGAAUCAGUUGGCAGCAGCAGCCGCACCCGGGAGGUUUUGCCGCUGA